Bombus terrestris (buff-tailed bumblebee) is the source of this 2817-nucleotide messenger RNA. Its product is annotated as arginine-glutamic acid dipeptide repeats protein-like. The record is from RefSeq and is a predicted model, not a curated record. Gene Ontology annotation, biological process: negative regulation of transcription by RNA polymerase II. The transcript has 4 exons. Gene Ontology annotation, cellular component: nucleoplasm. Gene Ontology annotation, molecular function: transcription corepressor activity; histone deacetylase binding. Bases 1157 to 2281 code for a protein of 374 amino acids. Lineage: Eukaryota; Metazoa; Arthropoda; Insecta; Hymenoptera; Apidae.
UACUAUAUAUAUAUAUGUAGUAUAGAUAUAAUCAACAUUAAAAUAAUAUAAGAUAAUGUUUCUAUUUCAGUAAAAGUUCAGAUCAAUUUUGUUACAAUACACACGUAUUUUUGGUAAGUGCAAAAAGAAAAUCUGAAAUCAAAUAUCAUUGUAUUAAAUAUUCACGAAUGCAAUUACGAAGUCUUCAAAAUUACCACCGAAUAGUUGCUCGAUACAUGAAUAUAACUUGUUUAAUCCAGUCCCGAAUAAAAUAAAGAUAAUAAUUAUAAUAGAACGAUAAUAUGUUGCACGAGAAAAUUUCAGAAAAUACCCCGUCGUUGUGAAUAUUUCCUCAGACCUUAUCUUAUCUCACGAAUUGACACGGUGUCUAGUCGGAGCUUUCUGCCGUUCCGUCCAGUUUUCUUUCGAGGCUUGUGCCCAGCCUAACGCAUCGCGUCAAAUCGUGCACAUGCUUUCAAAUUACAAUUUCGAAUAAUUCAUUACUAUCACAAACAGUGUUUCGAUUUGUGCCUUCAUUCCGAAAUAUAUAGUCGCGAAUUCCAUCAUCCCGAUAACUUUUCGUUAAGAAGAGUACGUGACUGUUUGUUCGUCCGACUGAAGCUCUCAAUGUUAUGCCUGUUUCUCAAUAAAUCAUAAGUAAUAUUAUUAUAAAUAAUUUCCAUUUAUUCAUCAAUCCUUCUUUAUUUUAUAAUUAUACUAUAUUUUCAAAUAAUAUCAAUAUUACCAUAUUAAUAUUAACAUUGAUAUAUCUUCAAAUUCAUCGUAAUAGAUUUCUCUUUGGUAUGCUCAAUUACUUGUACGAAUUGGUAAGUUUCGUAGCACGAAUAACGAGCAUAUUCAAAGAUUCAUCAUUGGUAAAGACGCGGUGCGUCUCGAUAUUUCAUGUCUUUAUUUCGCCAAACAGUAAAACAACGCUAGCAAUGGAAGAAAUUUGGCAGGAAAACAUUAUUGCUCGGUACCCUGCAGCCGAAAGGACCUUUGCUCGAGCAGGAAGGAUGGGGAGACUUAUAGCUACCACACUUCGCAAGGGUAACAGUCCCGGAUACAUGUACCAGACUAAAAAUUCUGACUAAUUAGUCUUGCACUUACUGUUGUAGCAAUAACGUUACUGUCAGCGGACAAACCUAAAAUCGUAACGCGUAAAUUAAAUAGAAAGAUGUCGAGAAAAUCUGUUGCACGUAGGAAAAGGAAAGUGUGCUCCAAGCAGAAGAAGAAGACGACAGAUCGGAGGAUGGAAUAUGCUGUCAUCCACGAAUGUCAGGAUCGAUCAUACGCGAACAAAGAAUAUACAACUACUCGGGAGGAGAAGAUGUGGGAUCCGAAAGUGGAUGUGGAGGGAUGGAUCUUCGGCUAUUCUCUGGCAGCCCGAGCUGUUUUAACACUCAAGCAGCAAUAUGAAGGCAUUCCAAACAUAAAAGCAAUAGAAAACUCGUGUUCUGGUGUUGCGGAACAAUACAUCUCGGAUGUUCUUCACGAGUCCAACUAUGAACCGCACGAUGCGCUGCGAAUGAUAUUUAUGAAAGAUAUGCCACAGAAAAUUAUUGACAAAUGGAAGCCAGAGGAGAUGAAACUCUUCACGAGCGGAAUCAUGAAAUACGGAAAAAGAUUUUCAAUCAUUAGAAGGAAGAUGCUUCCGCAUAAACGAGUGGAAGAUUUCGCGAACUUUUACUACGUAUGGAAACGAAGUAGUAUGGCAGCAGAUUGGAGAGAGUCCCGUAUGGAAAUUAAAGCCGAAAAACUUAAGAUGAAGGAAGAACAGGAGAAACGUUGGAAUAACGAACGUGUUAGUAAUCUGUCGAAGAACGAACUUUCGUCAAAUCUUUCAAGUACCAGAAUUAUGACGCGCAGCGCGACUGCUGCCGCGAAACUCGCUCUCCAGAAUAGCGAGGGAGAUGAGGACAGUAAGUCGUCUAGAUCGACAAGUCCAUCGGAGAAGAACGGUGAAACAUCGAGUACAGCAGAGUCCACAGAUUCUUCGACAGAAUACGUCCAAAAAAGAGAAAAUGUAUUACCCGAAACUGCUACCUCGGAAAAUUCUCCGAUGAGAAACGAGCAAAUUGCGCAUAACUCUAUGAAAUGUCCACGACAAAGAUAUAAAAGGAAAUGGUCAAUUCCACGCAAGAUCGUUAACUUCGAAGAAAAGUUUCUGAAUGAAAUCGAGGAGAUCAAGUGCGUCCCAGCACCCAUUAUACCGCAAUGGAAAAGACAACGAAGAUCCAAAAACACGUUGUUUAAUAAUACUCGAGCGAUUUAUCAGCGUGAUUUGCGACUCCUAAUGUAAAUAGUCCCAGUUAGAUCUUGAUGAACUUUUGUGUCAUUUUAUUAGACACAAUUAACGAGCAAAAUAGUUAGAACAUAAUAUCAUUGUAUGUUUUUCACGAAUUUUGAGAAAUACUCAAACAUUUUGGGAAUUGAAGAAGAAGCGGUCAGUUGAAGGUAGUUCCCUAGUAGUCGAUUUAUAUAGCUGCGCAUUAUUGCCACAAUUAAGCAAUAUUUUGUAUAUGUUUUGGAUCUCAUAACUUAGUAUGUAAACUUUUUCAUUUAGAUAUUUCUCUUGACGUGCAAUACAAAGCUACCUGUAAGCAACAUCGGAAUGUGAUAUUGUUAGAAUUUUUGUUCAUGUUUACAGCAUAUGAUGGCCAAUAAAUUGCUGAUGAAAGGACGAAAGUAACUACUGCAUUUUUAAAUAUUCCACUUUUAUUCCAUACGAUCGGUGUCAUUAAAUAAAAUUCUUCGUAAUUAGGUGCUAGCACACAGUAAGAAUGUAACGGCGAGAUUUUCUUGAGACGAGACGCUGCAUGGUGUGAACAUGGUGUA